This is a messenger RNA of Cannabis sativa, 1324 nucleotides long. RefSeq lists its product as uncharacterized. The transcript is spliced from 9 exons. The record is from RefSeq and is a predicted model, not a curated record. NCBI's taxonomy places the organism in Eukaryota, Viridiplantae, Streptophyta, Magnoliopsida, Rosales, Cannabaceae. Bases 274 to 1095 code for a protein of 273 amino acids.
CGGUGUGGAUUGUUUACAGUUGUAUUGGCAAUGGUAGACUAGUGGGACGUUCGUUUGUCAUAUUGGAAAAGGAAGCUAAGGUGGGAACCAAGCAAGGAAGGGCUGCCUCUGGUUGAACUCCACUUCCCUUCUUCUCUGUUUCAUCAACUAUCACCAUCAUCAUCAUAUUCAUCACUAUUCUCUGAUUAUUAAAACACUUCUUUAAUAACUGGGUUUUACUUCCUUUUCUUAUUCUUAUUCUUCUCUCCACUUUUUGGUGCCUCAAAGAUUUCAAUGGCUGCCUGUAAUUUAGGUUCCUCAUAUGUUAACAUAUCAACCUUGGACUGUGUUGCAAGAAAGAGUGGGAUUUUAAGAUUAAAUGGUUUAAGAAGUUGGAGUGGGAAAAAAUCACUAGAUUAUGCAGGUUUGAGAAUAUCAAGUUUGUCAAGAAAAGUUUUAAACUUGAGCAUUGGUCCAUCACUGGAGACCCUCUCCGUUUUAAGUCCAGAAGAUGAAUCUGAAGAGCCUGAGAUUUCUGGUUUAAGGAGCCAAGUUAUUCCAAACUCUGAUGAGGUAGAAUAUCUGCUCACAACAAUAUGUGACACAACUUCAGUUGCAGAGUUUGAACUAAAACUCAGUGGAUUCUACUUACAUGUUACAAGGGACUUGACUGAAAAUCCCACCAGUCCAUCCUCCGAAAUUUAUGCUCCUACUAGUGAAUAUACAGUUGCUGAAGUUCCUGAGUUAAAUGAGUCUACUUCUGCAUUAUCUUUGGCUUUAACUAAGUCAGAAACUUCUUCACAGAAUAUUCAAACUUUUGUAAAUAAAGCUCCUGAUGACGGCUUGGUGAUAAUUCAGUCUCCAAGAGUGGGGUUUUUCAGAAGAUCUCGAACUAUAAAAGGGAAGCGUGCUCCACCGCCAUGUAAAGAGAAGCAAACAGUGAAAGAGGGUCAAGUGAUUUGCUACAUAGAACAGCUUGGUGGGGAGCUACCAAUUGAGUCUGAUGUUUCAGGAGAGGUAAUCAAGAUACUACGAGAGGAUGGUGAUCCUGUUGGAUAUAAUGAUGCUCUCAUUGCUAUUCUUCCCUCAUUUCCUGGGAUAAAGAAGCUUCAGUAGAUUGGUUUUCUUAUAUUUCAUAUAUAUAUAUAUAGAUUUUUUUUAAGAAAUAUUUUCUUAUAACAAUAGUGUUGUUUAACACUUUGGUAUUUGCUUUUUUCACUCUUAAAUAUUCCUUUGUUUAUAAAGUAAUCACCUUUGGUAAUUGGUAGCCAUGUAGCAGUUUAUAUAAACUUGUACAUAUAAAUAUAUUUAUAUCAGAAUUGAGAGUCCAUUAGAAACUCCAACA